AUAAUUGUUUGUGCAGCCAUUCGAUCAUGACGAAGCUACUCUUCUUAACCAUUUGCCUAUUGGCUGUAAAGGCCAUUACUUCAAUGCCCGUAUCCGAUGUCGAGAGAAAAGAUGCGGUUCCGGCACUUAGUGUCGUGCCUUUGGAAAAGAGCAUCGAGAAAGCUUUAGAAAAGCCGGCCGAGGUAAUUCAGGCCGAGCCCGUUGUAUCAAACGAGCCUGUGCUCGUCUCUGAAGAUAAUCAAAAGACCAGGGAUGAAAAUUUUUUGAAAAAUAGCGAAGCAAAGAAGGCCGAAAGCUUGGAGAAGACCGAGGAGAACAAGCCCGAACUUCAGGCCCAAAAAGCCAAGGAAGAGAAGAAGGUUGAGGAGCCAAAGACAGCCGAGCCCAAAGCAGCAGCUGAGAGGAAGGCCGAAGAGGAACUAAAGGUCGCACCUUCGGAGAAAUAUGAGCAGGCUGCUUCUUCAGCUGCCACUGAAGUCAUAUCCGACAAGAAGAUUGAUGAAAUCCAACAGCCAGCAGAAUCCACGAUCGCUGUGGCUAAGGAGGCAGUCGUCCCUAUAGUUGAUGUACAAUCGAUUCCGGCGGUAGCUGUCGCUGAAAUUUCCAUCGAGCCGGCACAAGCGAAAAAGAUCGACGAGCCCAUCGCAAUCGAGAAAAAGAUCGAGGAGCCCGUGAAAGAAACCGCGAAGGCCGAGGAGAAGCCAGACCGCGUGACGCGCGAGGCCGAAGAGGCCGCCAAGCAGAAGGUCGGCGAGAAGAAGGCAGCAGGAGAGCAAAAGUCUUUCGAAAAAGCUUCCGAAAAAGUUGAAUCUGCAGUAGCUUCGGCAAGUGCGAUCGCUGCUGAGGAGAAACCGAUUGAGAGUCCGGUCCAAGUAAUUGCGGAGAGCAGUCAACCUAAGAUCGAAGCGGCUGUGGCAACAGCCGCCGCUGAAUUACCUCAGGAACCAAAGAGCGAAGCCGAGAGCAAGCCAGCAGCUGAGCUCGCCGCCGUUGAACCAAUUGCUCGAAAAGCUGCCGAAUCGGAUGUCGAGGCCCAGGUCCAGGCCCAGCCCAACGAAGCCAAAGCCGAAGCUCAGAGUCCCGCCCAGCAAAAUCAGGAAGUCGCCAAGGAACAGCGGUCGGAGGACACAGUGGCGCCAGUCGAAGUUGCCAAAGUUGCCCAAGUCGUUCCUCAGAAGGAAAUCGCGGCUGUAGUAGCGGAAGAGCCUAAAAUCGUGCCCGCAGCCAUCGAGAAGGCGGCCAAGUCCGCGGACGAGCUCAAGGCCGAGGAGCUGCCCCAGCCGCAGGAGGUGAAGGACGCCAAAGCCGAUCUGUCUAAGGUCGCUGAGCCCAAGUUGGCAAAGGAGGAGUCGAAAGCCCAAGAGUCGAGUGAGGAGCUCUUGAAGAAGGAAGAAAAGAAGGAAAGCUCAGAGGAGGAUAGUAGCGAGGAGAAGAAGGAGAGAAAGGACGAUCAGAAGUUGAGCUUGGAGGAGAAGGAUAGCAGUGAAGAAAAGAAGGAGGAGCUGGAGGUAGCAAGUAACAAAGCCGUCGAGCCAGCAACGAACGCAGCUUCCUCUUAAGCAGUUAAUGACCUCCUCUACACAUGGGGGAGGCCUGCCAAAAGAAAAAUGCCGUAUUCCAUUUUCGAGAAAUGCAUUUGAGGAACUGAGAACGAGAGAGAAAAUUAUAAGAACGAAUGAGAGUAUGCCGCUUGAAUGGGAUAUCGAAUGAGCGAAUGUACGAAACGAGCAACUGAAUACGUUUAAAUUUAAAAAAGAAAAAAAAGUAAAAAAACUCGAGAAAUGUAAAACAAA
Molecule: messenger RNA, 1793 nt
Organism: Ceratosolen solmsi marchali
Lineage: Eukaryota; Metazoa; Arthropoda; Insecta; Hymenoptera; Agaonidae
Gene: bnb
Product: bangles and beads
Exons: 2
Coding region: 27-1559 (510 amino acids)
Source: RefSeq, a predicted model, not a curated record